AUGACUGAGUCAGGAACGGUGGCUACGUCACUGGCGUUUGCAAAGAACCCAUUUAAAACCAAGUCUGGUGCGUGUGGGACUGUGAUCAGGAACGCCGAGAUGAAAGUGGUCGAUACCAUUACCGGAGUCUCCUUACCGCGUAACAAACCUGGCGAAAUCUGUAUCCGAGGCGAUCAACUCAUGAAAGGUUAUUUGAAUGAUCCGGAAGCUACUGCGCAAACCAUAGAUAAAGAUGGAUGGUUACACACAGGAGAUAUUGGGUUUGUGGAUGAUGAUGAUGAGAUUUUCAUUGUUGAUCGUUUGAAGGAACUGAUCAAAUUCAAAGGCUAUCAAGUGGCUCCAGCUGAGCUUGAAGCAUUGCUUAUUUCUCAUCCUUUUAUCGAUGAUGCUGCCGUUGUCGCAAUGAAGGAUGAAGUAGCUGAUGAGGUUCCGGUAGCGUUUGUUGUAAGAUCGGAGGGGUCUCAGCUAAGUGAAGAUGAUGUCAAGAGUUAUGUCAACAAACAGGUGGUUCACUACAAGCGAAUCAAGAUGGUGUUUUUCAUAGAAGCCAUACCUAAAGCAGUUUCAGGCAAGAUUUUGAGGAAGGAACUCAGAGCUAAAUUAGAAACCGAGUACCUUAAAUAG
Molecule: messenger RNA, 624 nt
Organism: Thlaspi arvense
Lineage: Eukaryota; Viridiplantae; Streptophyta; Magnoliopsida; Brassicales; Brassicaceae
Source: the annotation of a GenBank genome assembly